AUGUGUAUAUGUGGUUUACUUGGCAACCAACAACGAUCAUAUAACUAAGGCUGUUUUGUGCACUUUGUUAACAAAUUGAAAAUUAGAUGAUUAAAGAAAUCCCAAAGGCUGCGGUUGUCAUACCCUCUAUAUUUCAAUUGUGUGCUAAUUUGAACACUAUUUACUUUGUGUGGCUUAGACAACUUAUUUUUAGUCCUUACCUCUGUGUUGUUUUACUGUGUAGUACUGUGUCACGUAUAUACAGGUUGAAAUGACAAUAAAAGCUUAUUGACUUCAAAAUUUAUGUAAUACAGAUGAACUGUGAUGAAGCCUACUGAAGAAAUGAUUAUUUUUUUAACAUAACGAAUAUCAUUUCAACACUUCAACACAACGUUUGUUUUGUUUUGUUUUUGUAAUUUUAUCAUUUUCUAAUUUUAUUAUUGUUUGUAUUUUUUUAUUUAAAAUUUUUGUACCACUUUUAUUUAAAAAAAAUGUGCAGAAUCAGAAGCCAAAUGUUUGCAAGAUUUUGGACCUGAAAAAGUUUUUUUUUUUUGUUUGUAUGUAUGUUUGUUUGUUUGUUUGUUUGUUUUUUAGAUUUUCAGCAGACAAUGUAUUUAUGCUCAUGUUUCUUCUUAUAGUACAGCCAGAAAUAAUAAUUUAUAAGAAGACAAGUACAAAUGUUUUUGGGUUCUAGUGGGUUUGCUGUUAGGUUUUUAAUUGUAAUUAAUUGUGCAUCUUUACAUUUUUCCCAUAUCUGACCUCACCUCUAGAAAGAGGAAGGAAACAAAGCUUUUCAUCCAUAUUACACAGAAACCCUCUGCUUUGUCUACUUCUGCUCUGUCCAUGUGCCUACUCUGUACAAAAAGUUAAAAUGUUGCUGGAAUUCGCUGGUGUUCUGCACUUGAUCUUUCAGAUACAUGCUCAAGUCUCCCCUUAUCAGACAACCUGGACUGUGACGUGUGACGAUGAAAACAUCUGCACACCUGAAACGUCGCAUGUGUUCAUUAAGUGCUCUUACACACACACCAGCAUCCACACUGUGAUCUGGUUCAGUCCUAAACAGAAAGAGAAAUGGAAGAAUGAGUAUUAUCCAGAGGACCUCACUUUGGACUCUGACUUAGCUGGUCGUGUGAAUCAUACCGAGACCCUAAACUCCAGCACUCUGACAAUAAGAGACGUGAGACUCAGAGACUCAGGAGAAUAUCGCUUCAUUCUUGUUACAGCAAACAGAGAGAAAUAUCUCAGCUCAAAAGCUGUGACUCUAAAAGUGACAGACCUGCAGGUGAGGAUAGAUCCUGGCAUGACAGAGCAGGAAUUACAUCUCACAUGUGGCACUCAGUGCAGACUGGCUGCAAACUGGGACACCUGGUGGAAGGAUGGCAAGCGAAUAAAGUCCAAAUUGAACAACGAGACACUUGUCUUAUCUGCUGGUGAUGGAGGAAGCUACUUCUGCUCGGUCAGGAGCAAGGAAGUGAUGAUCCGUUCCCCUGCAGUGUGUGUCUGGAAAAAGAACUGUUGGAAUGUAACAUACGCUCAGAGAACAGUAUGUGCUUUCAAAGGUUCAUCGGUGACUUUCCCCUGCACUUACACAUAUCCCAGUGGACAAAAUGUCAAUAAAAGCUACUGGACGUUCAAUCAGAAUGACGUGAGUCUCUUGGAGCAGUUUGCAGGUCGUGUGGAGUUUGUCAGAGAUAAAGAGAAUGACUGCACUCUAAGACUGACUAACCUUAAAGACAGCGACUCUGGAGAUUAUCGCUUCCUUUUCACUACUCAUACCACACAGCCAGUCUUCAGCAGCUCACUCAGGGUUCAGCUGAUUAUUACAGAUUUUCAGGUCAGGGUGAGUUCUUCCAGCACGUCCGAUGGACAGACAGUAACACUGAGCUGUAUCACCAAAUGUACUCUUCCUAAACAUACGAUCAGCUGGUACCAGAACAGCCAAAGUGUAAUGAACAAACUCACCAAAUAUAACAAUCUGUAUCUGGAUGCAUCUAGCUACAAGGACACAGACACAUACGCCUGUGCUGUGAGAGACACUGACAAUCAGAACUGUACGGCAUGUUCAAUUGGCGAUCAAUGGUGGAUUCAGUUUGCUAUAUGGGCAGCAGGGGUAUUCAUGGCUGUUUUAACUCUACUUAUUGUUAUUCAGCUUAUCAGGAGGGCAAGACGGAAAAAGAACGAAACUCAGAGUAUUUCAAACCCUGUAAAUGACACAUACACAGAGCUGGACCCUUUCGCCAUGUCUGUCACUUAUGAUACUCUUGGAGUAAGUGUUAAUUUCAAUGUGUGCAAAUACUGUGUGUGUGUUACAGUGGUCUUAGUGGUCUCUCAGCUUGUUUUUUUUUGUUUGUUUGUUUUGCUGUAUUUUAAUUUUCAGGAUAUAGAGGUUUCACUAAGUGACACCUACACUGCUCUAAGCCUAGCAAACCAGUCCUCUGAGUACAGCACACUGUUUGCUUAUUCAAGGAUGACCAGCAGAACGGAGCGAUACACACACACUCAGGUCAUAAAGGUUUCAGACAGUAAAGUACAGAGAGAAGCCUCAGACUCAGCAUAUGAAAAUGUAAAAUGUAACGUAAAUGUAAAGAUAAGAAAUGGUCCACAUCCAAUACACAAGGCAAAUCAAAUGAAAUAGAUAGACAAAUUUCACAUGAUGUACGAUAGAUUUAUAUUUAAGUCACAGUCUAUUAUAUGUGUAUGAAUAAGUCAGCUUUAUUUAUAACAGACACAAUGGUCUCAAACAAGAUUUACAGAUGUGAAUGUAUAAAUAUGCUUAUUUAAAAAAGGUGUACCUUUUUUUUUAAACCAGUCUUGUCCAUACUGAUUGAACACAACGAAUAUUUUUUUAUUAUUUGUCUUGUGAGCUUCAUCUUUAAUCUUAAUGCAGUAUGAGAGUAAAAAUCCCAUUUCAAUGUGCACCUCGGUGUCUAUACCGCUCCCUGUAAUACCUCGCCUGUCCGCAAGAGGGCUUAAUUCCAUUGUACUGAGUAUCUUGAUUUGACAGACAUUAUUGUGUGGUUCAUUAAAGUACAUCAUAAACGUAUGUACUUUGGCUGAGCAUCUGCCUUUUCCUUCUUUUUUUUAUGAAAAGUGAAACUGUGGACCAUGAAAAUGUAUUUUCUGUGUGUUUUUCUCACCUUAAUCUACUUCCAUUAGAUUACAUUAAUGUUAUUGUCUGCCUGUGUUGCUGGUUUUUUUUUUAUUUUUAUUUUUUUAUCUUUUUUACCUGGAGUGUUUGCUUUUUUAUUUCAUUUCAUAAGUUAAAUAAAAUUCCAGCCUGACUGUU
This is a messenger RNA of Tachysurus fulvidraco (yellow catfish), 3265 nucleotides long. RefSeq lists its product as uncharacterized. The record is from RefSeq and is a predicted model, not a curated record. Bases 851 to 2614 code for a protein of 587 amino acids. NCBI's taxonomy places the organism in Eukaryota, Metazoa, Chordata, Actinopteri, Siluriformes, Bagridae. The transcript is spliced from 11 exons.